UACGGGCCAUUUCGUCUGUAGGUGUGCGCCAUUGUUGUAGUUCUGCUGAGUUGCUAGUUUAUUUUCAUCAUUACCGCAGCAAAUAAGCUUUGAAAUAAGUCGGGGAAUGGGGAGGGUAGCCGUAAUACUUUCACCCUUCCGGAACUAGUGUUAUUUUGGGCUAAGCUCAGUCACUUGACACGUUGAAGUUCUAAUUUUACCAUAUUGUGUUGAAGUGUGUGUUUUAUUUAUUUCGUUAUGGGGACCCGCGUUUUUGUUGGUGGCCUUACGUACAGGGUCCGGGAAAGAGAUAUCGAAAAGUUUUUUCGGAAGUAUGGACGGAUUAAGGAAGUCGCUAUGAAGAAUGGAUUCGCAUUUGUGGAAUUUGAUGACCACAGAGAUGCCGAUGACGCAGUCUAUGAGUUGAAUGGAAAAGAACUGCUUGGUGAAAGAGUUUCAGUGGAGAGGGCACGUGGUACUCCUAGAGGUUGCGACCAGUGGCGUGGAAGUGGCGGUGGUCGUGGUUACGGCCCACCACGUGGACGCAGCCGUGACAACCGUGAACCUGACAUGCGGUCUCAUGAUAGGUAUGGUCCUCCCACUCGAACGGAAUACCGGUUGAUCGUGGAGAACUUAUCAAGCAGAGUGAGCUGGCAGGACCUUAAAGAUUACAUGAGACAAGCUGGUGAAGUUACAUACGCAGACGCCCACAAACAACGUAGGAAUGAAGGCGUGGUAGAAUUCGCCUCUUACUCUGAUAUGAAGAACGCCAUCGACAAACUGGACGACACGGAAUUGAAUGGUCGUCGAAUUCGACUGAUCGAGGAUAGAAGGCGCGGCAGUAGGAGAUCAAGGUCUUCGAGUAGUCGCAGCCGUUCCCGUUCUAGGUCACGUCGCCGUUCGCGUUCCAGGUCGAGUAGAAGUUAUUCCAGAAGUCGUUCGCAUCGUUCUAGCCGAUCAAAAUCUAGAGAUCGUUCGAAGAGCAAGUCUGCGGCUCGUUCGAAGUCCCGCUCACGUUCUAAGUCAAAAGAAGUAUCGAAAUCUAGGUCGCGCUCUCGAUCGCACAGCAAGAGGUCAAAGUCUAGGUCUUGUUCCAAAGAGAACGGGACGAAGAAUAGGUCACAUUCGAGGUCCAUGAGUAAGGAGCGUAGCAAGUCGAGGAGUCAAUCGCCAACCAAAGAGAAUUCACCUGAGAAGCAUGAUUAAUAUAUGAUACCUGUUUAAAAUAAGUCAUUUUUGUCCUAAUCGUUUUCGGUAUUGUGGAUCGUCUUGCCAAGAGUUCGAAAAAACGGCGAAAAUGACAUAGAUUUAUAGCUAAAUAGGUUUAAGGUAUUAUUUUGAUAAUUGUCUCAGUCUUUGACGUUAAGUUGAUUUAGCAUGGACCAGAGGUUUUGCUAAUAGAAGGCUGGUUUUGGGUCCAGUUAGUCAGCAUAUUCUAUAAUUACCGAAAUCAGCUGAUGCAAACGUACACGUUUGCAUUUCAAUGUCUGAUGUGUUUUGUAAUAUAAUAUAAAAUGUUCCAAUUUGUAACCUAACCAACCUAUAUAAUCUUUAUUUUUAGUAAAGUUAUGGCUGUAGAAGCAUGUCAUUACCAAAUUUAUGAUGUUUGUGCCACAAAAGUUCAAGCCGCAUUAUUUAGGCCUAAGUGAUUUCUCUUGUUUAUUUUGUGACAUAAAUAUCUUUACUUACAUAUGGUGUAGUUUUGUGACUUCUUUUUAUUUUGUGAGAUAAAUAAUCGUGAUUUGCAAUUGAUGUAGAAUUUUUUACUAUUGAUUCCUGUCUUGCAGGGAGUUUGAAGGAUUUAGGGAAUUUUGUAACGAAUCCAAUAUAUGAACACUGCGUCACAUAAAGUAGAACUUUAGAAUUCGUCCAAUUGUAAUUUUGUUAUUUUGACGUAUGUGAUGUAGUGCUUGCUGAGGGUUGAUAUUGGAUUGUUUGAUUUAUUUGCCUUUGUUUCUUUUGGUUCUUAUUUCGUUGUUUAAUGUGUCAACACAUUUAUAUAUAAUGUAAUCGUAAAUUAAUAAAUAGAUGACACUAA
Messenger RNA from Zophobas morio, 2017 nucleotides. Its product is annotated as serine-arginine protein 55-like. The transcript is spliced from 10 exons. The coding region runs from base 238 to 1185 and encodes 315 amino acids. Gene Ontology annotation, molecular function: mRNA binding. Gene Ontology annotation, cellular component: cytoplasm; nucleus. The record is from RefSeq and is a predicted model, not a curated record. NCBI's taxonomy places the organism in Eukaryota, Metazoa, Arthropoda, Insecta, Coleoptera, Tenebrionidae.